CUGCCUGGAAGUGUCAGGAAUGCCGUACAAAAUUACCGUGAUUUUACUCAAAAACUAAAGGAUAAUUAAGGUUUUAAAAAACAACAAAUAACGGAGUGUCCCUUAACUCCUACGAUGAAGAGCUUCUAAAAGCAAAUACGAGCUAUGGCAACAAAAGACGUCUAUUGUUUCACUGUUUAAUUAAAUAUUUUUGGCGUGUGUCAUUUGUGUUAAGUUGUUUGAGUAUUGUGAAAGUUGUUUUUAAAAGCACAAGUUAAAACGUUUUGUAUAUUUCUGUUAAACAGUUUUAAAAAUACUUCCAGUACAGAUCUUACGACGUUAAAUAUCAAUUAUAUUUAACCCUUCACGUUAUACUUGGUUUGGAAAAGUAAAUUCAUUGUUUAACAGAACAAAAAGCCAUAUAUUGCAUUUGCUUCAAAUAAAGACUGUCUGAUAAUAAGUGUAGCGUUGCAGAAAGAAACAUAACACGGAACAAUUUCGGUCUGGAAAAUACUCGAUUGAUUGUGCUAAGUAAAAUGGCUUUAUCAAAAGUUGAGCUUGCUGCAAUGUUGGAAUGCAAGAUUUGUUUGGACACCUAUCAUCAGCCUAAACAACUGAACUGCGGACAUACUUAUUGUCAAGCUUGUCUAGAUAGUAUUUUAGUGUUUAUGGAAGAUGGUAGUGCUGAACUGCCUUGUCCAGUAAGAUGUACUGAAAAGACAACAAUAACUCACGAACAAGCAACAUCCUCAUUAAUGAAAGUGUUUGCAUUAACUGUCAUUUUGGACAAAGUGUCACCUGGUGAAAAUGUUAAAUCUUUAUGUCAGCAAAGUAAACAAUGUAAGCAGAUAAUCAGCCAUUCCUGUGCAACAUGCAGUUUAAAGAUCUGUGAAAAAUGUCAAAACCUCCAUUCUUGUUCCAAAAAAUCAUAUAUCAAUGUCAUUUUCAGUCAAAAAUUGCAAGAACUCCAACCAUUUUGUAAGCAACAUGACUCGCUUGCAAAAUUUGCCUGUAUUGAUUGUGAAAAUUUGUUAACAUGUGUUUAUUGCAAACACCGACAACAUAAGAAUCACAGAAUUAAAUCGAUAGAUGAUUUUGGCCUGGAAGCCAAAAAGUGGUUUCAGACAUUUAUUACAUCAUUCGAUGAAACAAAAGUGGUGUUGGAAAAGUUAACAAGAAAAUACAGUGACGCUCUAACAAAUUUGGAGAAAGAAAGGGGAGUAUUUGUUCAAAAAUUAAAAGAAAGAAAGUUAAAACGACUAGAAGAAUAUCUCAAAAUACUAAACAAAGAAGAAGAAGAUCUAUUGCGGAUAUUCGAUGAGAAAUCUGAAGAAUUUAAAGCAAAAUUGACUUGUGAUGGUUUUGUCGACAAUAAGAAAGUACAAGAAUUUGCAGAUUACGUUCAAGCUUUUAAUUUAAAAUCUCAUUUUGAGUUAGUUACUGAAAAGUUGGAAAUUGAACAACAACUUCGCAGGCUAUCCUCGUUUCCAAGAACUAUCCCAACAUUCAAUUCACAUCUUCAUCAAAUGAACAAAGCAGAUAUUUUGUCAAAUCUAUUGGGAGAAAUAAAUAUUUCAAUAGAUGACGUCACCACUGUUGGUGUAGAUCCCAAUGAAUGUUCUGUUUAUAGAAACUUGAUUGAUGAAGAUGAAACCCAACCAAACUAUUCCCAAUUAACAACUGAUCUAAUGAACUUAGUUGAAAGAUUGAAAAAGUACGAGAAACCAAUUGUAAAUCCUUCUUCUGGAAAACAACAACAGAAUGAUGUAAAGCCAAAAAGUUUCCAGCUUGUUAAGAAGAGUUACUCUUUUAAAGAGUACGAGAAACCAAUUGUAAAUCCCCGCUCUGGAAAACAACAGCAGAAUGAUGCAAAGUCAAAACAUUUCCAGCUUGCUAAGAAGAGUUACUCUUUCGAAGAACUUAAUAAAAUCAUUAAAAAUGGUGAUGUCAAGACAUUUCAAACAAUUCUUAUUGAUCAUCCAAGUAUCGUUAAAAUGAGAGGUUUUUAUGAAAGAACACUGUUGAUGGAAGCAGCAUGGUACAAUAAACCAUCAAUAGUGAAAUGCUUGAUUGAUGCUGGUAGCGAUGUGAAUGCUGUGGAUGAAGAUAAAUGGAAUGCAUAUCACUACAGUGCAAGUGGUGGUCGUCAUGAUGUUUUGAAAGUUUUAAUUAAUCAUGACGUCACAAACAUUAACAACGUGAACACUGACAAUGAAACACCAUUAUAUUUUGCAUCUCGUAAUGGUCACACUGAUUGUGUAAAGUUGUUGUUGUCGAUACCACAUAUCGAUAUCAAUGUACGAAACAAAUGGUACCAAACUGCUUAUGGUGUUGCUCGUAAUAACUCUAUCAAACGUUUAUUACAAGAACAUUAGAAAAAUUAAGAACAUUUUCAGACAAUUAUAUUUUUUAAUUUACGUAAGCAAAUUAUUAAAAGCA
Molecule: messenger RNA, 2418 nt
Organism: Hydractinia symbiolongicarpus
Lineage: Eukaryota; Metazoa; Cnidaria; Hydrozoa; Anthoathecata; Hydractiniidae
Product: E3 ubiquitin/ISG15 ligase TRIM25-like
Exons: 8
Coding region: 516-2354 (612 amino acids)
Molecular function (GO): protein binding
Source: RefSeq, a predicted model, not a curated record